This is a messenger RNA of Zalophus californianus (California sea lion), 12035 nucleotides long. RefSeq names its product neuregulin 1 (gene NRG1). The transcript is spliced from 9 exons. Gene Ontology annotation, biological process: nervous system development; intracellular signal transduction; animal organ development. Bases 1040 to 3139 code for a protein of 699 amino acids. The record is from RefSeq and is a predicted model, not a curated record. Gene Ontology annotation, molecular function: chemorepellent activity; protein tyrosine kinase activator activity. NCBI's taxonomy places the organism in Eukaryota, Metazoa, Chordata, Mammalia, Carnivora, Otariidae.
AGAGAAAAAGAAAAAGGGAAGAAGCGGGGUGGGGGCCAUGGGGACUGAGCUUAAACUGGUGCCUGCCUGCUUCUCUUUGAUUUGAUGGCCUUUAUUCCUUCUAAUUGGAUAAAAUAGGAAGUCACUGGCAGUCCUGCGUUGCUGGGUGUACUGAUUUUACUCAGAGCAUCCAGCAGCUCUGGAGUACGGACAGAGGGAGGAGGGAGGAGAAAGAGAGAGAGAGAGAGAGAAGGAGAGGGAGAGAGAGAGAGGGAGAGAGAACGUCUUUGGAUGGGGAGGGGAAAGGAAGAGAAAGAGACUAUGAAGCAGGGCCGGGCGAGCUGCAGAGGAAGAAAGUGAAUGAGCGCUCCAGAAGGACAAAGAGGAGUGGUUGGGGGGUGGGGGUGGAGGCAGGGCGGGGAGGGGAGUCACCGCCCCUCCGGGGCCGCACUCUUCCCUUCGGAUCCCUCUGCCAUGACCCUGUUUGCAGUGAUGCUCGCAGGGCAGGCACCUGCUGCUCUAUAAUGAUUCAGCCUCUUCCAGCCGUCGCGUUAACACAACAGGAUGCUGUUGCUACUGGCCCUGCUGCCUCUCUUCCCGCCGCCGCCGCCACCGCCGCCGCUGGUCCUGCUUUUGCUUUUACUUCUCCUGCAUGACAGUUGCUUUCUCCAUCUAAGCAGACAGCAGCUUCAGAUACUCGAGGUGAGAAACAUGCCUUUCAGUUUGGGCUACUGGUUUACCUAAUUGACCAACCCUCGGCUCGGUUUCGGUUUUGGCCCCGGUCCUCUUGACCAGCCGGGAUGGUUUGGAGAAGCAUUUGAAAGAACUGCAAAAGUGGCCCAGAAACAGCCGUCACGAAUUACAAUAUACUUGUAUUUGGUAGUUUGCUAGAGGCUUUUUUUCCUCCUUCCUGCCUCCUGAACUCCUCUUGCUUUUGAUAAUGGCCUUGGACUUGGAAGACUUAUCGAUUUCCCCAUGUAAGAUGCUGCAUCAUUUGGUUGGGGGGGGCUCUGCAUGGUAAUGGACCGUGAGAGAGGCCAGGCCUUCUGGAGGUGAGCCGAUGGAGAUUUAUUCCCCAGACAUGUCCGAGGGAGCUGCUGAGAGGUCCUCCAGCCCCUCCACUCAGCUGAGUGCAGACCCAUCUCUUGACGGGCUUCCGGCAGCAGAAGACAUGCCAGAGACCCAGACUGAAGAUGGGAGAACCCCUGGACUCGUGGGCCUGGCAGCUCCCUGCUGUGUCUGCCUGGAAGCCGAGCGCCUGAGAGGUUGCCUCAACUCAGAGAAAAUCUGCAUUGUCCCCAUUCUGGCUUGUCUAGUCAGCCUCUGCCUCUGCAUUGCCGGCCUCAAGUGGGUGUUCGUGGACAAGAUAUUUGAGUAUGACUCUCCUACUCACCUUGACCCUGGGGGGUUAGGCCAGGACCCUAUUAUUUCUCUGGAUCCAACUGCUGCCUCAGCUGUGUGGGUAGCAUCUGAGACAUACACUUCACCUGUCUCUAGGGCUCCAUCUGAAACUGAGGUUCAAGUUACACUGCAAGUUGACAAUGCUGUUGUGUCCUCCCAACCUGCAGCGGUACCCACCCCGAAGAAUCGUAUUUUUGCUUUUUCUUUCCUGCCGUCCACCGCACCAUCCUUCCCUUUCCCCACACGGAACCCUGAGGUGAGAACACCCAAGUCAGCAACUCAACCACAAACAACAGAAACUAAUCUCCAAACUGCUCCUAAACUUUCUACGUCUACAUCUACAACCGGGACAAGCCAUCUUGUAAAGUGUGCAGAGAAGGAGAAAACUUUCUGUGUGAAUGGAGGCGAGUGCUUCAUGGUGAAAGACCUUUCAAACCCUUCAAGAUACUUGUGCAAGUGCCCAAAUGAGUUUACUGGUGAUCGCUGCCAAAACUACGUAAUGGCCAGCUUCUACAAGCAUCUUGGGAUUGAAUUUAUGGAAGCGGAGGAGCUGUACCAGAAGAGAGUGCUGACCAUCACCGGCAUCUGCAUCGCCCUGCUUGUGGUCGGCAUCAUGUGUGUGGUGGCCUACUGCAAAACCAAGAAACAACGGAAAAAGCUUCAUGACCGGCUUCGGCAGAGUCUGCGGUCUGAACGCAACAACAUGGUGAACAUAGCCAACGGGCCUCACCACCCCAACCCGCCCCCCGAGAACGUCCAGCUGGUGAAUCAAUACGUAUCUAAAAAUGUCAUCUCUAGUGAGCAUAUUGUUGAGAGAGAAGCGGAGACAUCUUUUUCCACCAGUCACUAUACCUCAACAGCCCACCACUCCACUACUGUCACCCAGACUCCUAGCCACAGCUGGAGCAAUGGGCACACUGAAAGCAUCAUUUCGGAAAGUCACUCUGUAAUCAUGAUGUCAUCAGUAGAAAACAGUAGGCACAGCAGCCCAGCUGGGGGCCCAAGAGGACGACUUAAUGGCUUGGGAGGCCCUCGCGAAUGUAACAGCUUCCUCAGGCAUGCCAGAGAAACCCCUGACUCCUACCGAGACUCUCCUCAUAGUGAAAGGUAUGUGUCAGCAAUGACCACCCCGGCUCGCAUGUCACCUGUAGAUUUCCACACGCCAAGCUCCCCCAAAUCGCCCCCUUCGGAAAUGUCUCCACCUGUGUCCAGCACGGCAGUGUCCCUGCCCAUCAUGGCAGUCAGCCCCUUCGUGGAAGAAGAGAGACCUCUGCUUCUUGUGACACCACCACGGCUUCGGGAGAAGUAUGACCCCCACCCUCAGCAGUUCAACACCUACCACCACAACCCCGCACAUGGGAGCAACAGCCUGCCCCCUAGCCCCUUGAGGAUAGUGGAGGAUGAGGAGUAUGAAACCACCCAGGAAUACGAGCCAGCUCAAGAGCCUGUUAAGAAACUCACCAGUAGCCGGCGGGCCAAAAGAACCAAGCUCAAUGGCCACAUUGCUAACAGGUUGGAGAUGGACAGCAACGCAAGCGCUGAGGGCACUAACUCAGAGAGUGAAACAGAAGAUGAGAGGGUAGGGGAAGAUACUCCCUUCCUGGGCAUUCAGAACCCCCUGGCAGCCAGUCUUGAGGCAGCACCUGCCUUCCGCCUGGCGGACAGCAGGACUAACCCAGCAGGCCGCUUCUCGACGCAGGAAGAAUUGCAGGCCAGGCUGUCUAGUGUAAUCGCUAACCAAGACCCCAUCGCUGUAUAAAACCUAAAUAAACACAUAGAUUCACCUGUAAAACUUUAUUUUAUAUAAUAAAGUAUUCCACCUUAAAUUAAACAAUUUAUUUUAUUUUAGCAGUUCUGCAAAUAGAAAACAGGAAAAAAAACUUUUAUAAAUUAAAUAUAUGUAUGUACAAAUGUGUUAUGUGCCAUAUGUAGCAAUUUUUUACAGUAUUUCAAAACGAGAAAGAUAUCAAUGGUGCCUUUAUGUUCUGUUAUGUUGAGAGCGAGUUUUGUACAGUUACUGUGAUUGCUUUUCCACAGUAUUUCAGCAAAACCUCCCAUAUAUUCAGUUUUCGCUGGCUUCUCGUGCAUUGCAUUAUGAUGUUGACAGGAUGUAUGAUUUGCAAGACUUGCAACUGUCCCUCUGUUUGCUAUUUAUAGUAGCGCCCGAUCAGUACGUCUUGUAAUGGCACAUCCAUCCAAAUACUCUUCUCUUUUGUACGAAGUUUUCUUUUGCUUUCAGUAUAUGAAAUGAGUUGUGUCUACUCUGCCAGCCAAAGGUUUGCUUCACUGGGCUCUGAGAUAAUAGUAGAUCCAACAGCAUGCUACUAUUAAUUACAGCAGGAAACUGCAUUAAGUAAUGUUAAAUAUUAGGAAGAAAGUAAUAUUGUGAUUUUUUUAAAAAAACUAUAUUCUUAAUCAGAAGACAGCUUGCUCUCACGAAAAAGAGCUACCAUUUGCUUUGUUUGGGUUUAUUUUUCUUGACAAAGAGCAACAGUUGGGGGGAUAGCAUAGUAAAUGGGUUCUGGCUUGCUAUCGGGGUAAAUCCAUCACCUUCUAAGAGGACUCAGCCUCAUUUUCUGGGGGAAUGACGCAGCAGGUCAUCUAGUUGAAAAUCAAACCGUGGCUGAAAAAGGUGCAAUCGUUCCUGACUUGUGUUUUUCACUGAUUGGGGAGCUAGCCAUUGGUUGUGUCUUAUCAACUCAAGAACAGAUGUGUUAUGGCACAAAAUGACCAGCUUAAACGGCACACUCAGCAAUUUGAAAUCCUUCUGCAGUGAAAUAUGCCUGCCGUGUGCGGUGGUGACUAGUCAUCAUAGCGAAGUAGUUCUGUUGUAGAGUAUCUAGACGGAGUGAGUGUCUAGAAGGCCCAGGUGGAGAAGAGCCGUGUGACUUGGUUGCAGUUUUAAAACAGUUCUGUUGACCACGCCUUUCUCCUCAUGACUUUCCUCUUGUUUUUCCAUGUUGCCUCGAUCAGGUCAUAACUAUGCAUGAACAUUUUUGUCAGGAAUGGCCAACAUGCAUGUGAUUUGUGAUUAGCAAGAGCCUUCCCAGAGCAAUGAUUCAUCAGGGAAUGUUGACAGGGUUGGAAAGAUUGCAACUUUCCCUGCAGAAGUGACCCCCCACCUCUGUCCUGGCCUCUCCAUCUGCAGCCUGUAUCAUCCAUGUCCUCCCCUUUCUUACCUUUUGCUUUACUGUCACAAAACAGGACGGACGAUGGGUCCAAACUUCACAUGUUCUCUGUGAUCGCAAGUCCAAGGAAGGCCUAUAGCUGUUAAUAUGUGGAAUAAACGCUAAUUCAGGAAAAUAGGGGGAUUUAAAAAAAAAAUGCAGGCCCUAUUUCAUGCCCUGCCUGAUAUCUGUCAGAUCGGGCUAGAGCUUUACUUAGAUUCCUGGUGACCUCUUGGGAUCCAUGGGACAAAAUGGGAAACAGGUUGGCAGGGGGUUCCAAACACCAGGCGUGAAGUCAACGAGAGCAGCUGCUGCUUGUUUGCAGGUGAACUGGGUUUAGUUCUUCAUCAAAUGUCUAUGUUAAAAUACUCGGGAAGAAGGGACGUGCAAGGAGGUCGUGGGAAAAUGCGGGCUGGACGCGAGUCAUGUCAUUAAGCAACUUUCCUGUUUCUACAACCCACAGAGGUGUCUGUCUGCAGGUCCUUGAAGUUACUCUUAGUAUUUGGUAUCCUGAACUGUCCUUCGUUACUCACACGCCACUUUGUGCUUCUUUCGGGCUGCCCAAGUUAUUCCGAUUUCCCACUUCUGUAGAAAUGAGUAAGCUCAUGGCAGGGGGAAGAGGGCAGUCCACCCAAAGAGGUCCUUUAAAUUAUUAAAUUAAUAUUGCCUUUGUGAAGGCCUUGGGUCGUUCAGAGACUAUGUCAAUAAAGAAAUUUCUACCAUUAAUGAAAAGUCUAAAAUUUCUGCUGCAAAAAUCUUUGGGCAUUGGAGUAUUCAAAUGCCCCAUUGUGGAGAAUUUCCGGAAUAAAUGGUAUCUGCUGAGAGCAACCAACAUUUUCCUCAGUAUGAAAAUUGCUAUCUACAUUUUCAGGUCGCAAAUACAUAGGAACCUUUAGGACGAGAGGAAAUUUUAUUUCCAGCUUGAUUCUGGUCACUCAGAGAGGUGGCAUGUUCUCUGGGACAGCCUUUCCUUCUGGAGAACAAGAGUUUGCCCCUGUAAGAAAGGCCAGCUGUCUCCUCAGGGCUACCUGCCGCCACCACCCACUUUGUGUUCAAAUGGACCUCUCUGUGAUGUCUAGUCCCCACGCGGCUCCCAACCAUCCCUGUCUCUAAACGCGGGCAGUGUAGUGGCAAUCCUACGGAGGGGCGUGAACCCAUGCUCCCAGCAUGUGGCAAGCUUCAGAGGGGCUUCCGGGGAGUGGAAAUUGCCCAGAAGUGUGACGGCAACUGUGUUUCCUGGGUCUGAAAUCCUAUCCCACCGAGGGGUAGUGCAGUAUAGGCGAAACUUCUUUUUCUCACUCAAGAUUCCCCUUCUGUCCUACUCUCCCUUCUUGCCGGGUAUGCCUUUUUUUGUUUGUUUUUUUUUCAAGAGUGCCUGGACAGCCUCAUGCUUUCCACAAAAUGGCACUCUGCCUGAGUAUAUGUGAAAUGUGUCCCAAACACCAACAGACCGUAUCUUCCUUGUUUAAGUGUGACUGUCUUGAUAUAGAUGGAGUUUAUCCAGGGUAACUUGCUCAUAACUAUUCCUUUUUUUGGCCUGAGUUAAAAGGUGCAUGGCUCACAUUGGUGAAAAUAAGGAAGGCCUGGUUUUAUCUUUUAGUACUGGCUUCAUUCCACCACCCACAGAGAUUUCUAUCUGCAAAGACCCGUGAAACACUGCAGAGAAGUGCAGGCAAGAGGAAAUGGCCACAUAUCACGAAUUCUAUUAUAUAUUCUUUUGUAAAUACACAUUGUACGUUACUUGGAUGUUUUCCUAAAUCAUUUACUGUCUUUAUGAGUUAAUGUCAGUUUUUUACUCUCUCAACUUACUGUGUAACAUUGUAAAUAACAUAAUGUCUUUUAUUAUUUAUAUUUAAGCAUCUAACAUAGAGUUGUUUUCAUAUAAGUUUAAGAUAAAUGUCAAAAAUAUAUGGGGUUUUUUUUUUUUGUUUUUCUUUGCUUUAAAAUUAUGUAUCUUUUCUUUUUUUCUUUUUUUUUAAAGAAUAAUUUAUUGUUCAGGAGAAAGAAUGUAUAUGUAAUUGAAACUAUUUGAAGAAUGCACAUUUGAAGGCCCUGAGGUACUGAUAAACUAAAGAAUUUAUUAUCCAAAAUACUAAGCAAUAAGUAAUUGUGAUUUAUUUAAAGUUUUGUUCAUUUUCCAUGAAAGACAUACUGCAAUAAAAAUGCUACUCUGUGGAGGCGUGGGAGUGUUGCUCAGCAGACUAAUGUUUCAGUCUGUUAGACCAGCACCUUUCAGCUGACUGUGACAGUUGUAUUAAUUUAGGAAUGUGCCUGAUGGACCCCAUGAUCAUCUCCUCUGUUGCUUUUGCCACACUGCCUGUUCUUUCAUCACUUUCUGCCUGUUGGUUCUGCUCAUCACUGUCUUCCGUGUUGAAGGGGCCACAAGCAAGCAAUACGAUGUCUUCUUCCCCUUCUCGCACACUGCCCACCACCCCACCCCCCGCCAAUACGCAAUAACAUAUCAGAGAGGACAUUUUAGGGCAUGAUUGCCUGGAUCCUAGUUGUUGAUAUGUUCUGUAGUGACCGCAAGAGAUUUCUUCAGACUAAUGGAAAUGUCAAUGUGAUGAUCCCCAGCAGUUGUGAAAGGAAAACAUGUUAUUGGGGUUCAAGUAAUCUGACGGCCAACAGGGCCCAAAAAAGGCAGCCAUUAGAACCUGGCCAUGCUCAGCUUUCCUGUAGCUUCAGUAAAUUUAUCUUCCAUCAGGUUCAUGAUUUAUUGAUUCGGGCCCAUGAUUUAUUGAUUCAGUUUUGAGAGAAGAUAAGGCUAAGUUGGAUUCUUUCCCCUCAUGCUAUCAAUAAAUCAAACGAAAUGCCCAUCUUACUGCUCAGGGAAGGGCCUAUGCAUGAGAAAUUUCCCACAUUCUAAGAUUUAGUCAUAGAAAUGAGGAUAUUACUUUUCUUACUGAAAUUAGCCUAAACAAAAGCCAUAUUUUAACAAAUAGAUAUUUGCAUGGGUGAUACUUUUUAUAUAUUUCGAGCAAUUUACUCACUAUUCUAGAUAAGAUUAGGGCUUGUGAAGUAUAUGAGAUAGAGUUCAGGAAUCCUGUGGGGGUACACAGGGGCCUCCGUUGGAGUUUGAGGGCACCCAAUGCUUGCCAUCAAAGUCCAUCUCCAUAUACAUAUAUGAUUCCUAGUACCUACUAACAGCUCUACUGGUAUCAUUUCCAAAACAGUCUUAGAUGUCUAAGAGAUUCAGAUAGUGGCCUUUGACUGUACUUGUUCUUAUUAUUUAUAUUAUGAACUUUUCAAAACAAUUCAGAGUCCUCAUAUUUGUGAUUUGUGUCAACUUUGGUUUACACAUGCGCACGCGCGCGCGCGCGCGCACACACACACACACACACACACAAUUCCUAAUACACACUAUCCUGAAGCCACCACAUCAUUUCACUUGUCCAGUCCAGCCAACCAGCCAUUCAGCAAAUCAAGGAGUUCACAGAAUAUUGAAAAAUUGAAGACUGAGAUACUUCCCUGUGUCUUCAAGUUGAAGCUGAGGCUUUGUCCAUCCCUCAAACUGAAAACUACAAGCAGCUAUCUCAGUAACGUAGGUUAGAAUCAGAUACCUAACAUAUAUUGGUAUUUGAGGCAGAAGACUAUGUGGUGGACCAUGGUACAGAGAGAAUGAAGAUUAUCUGAAUAUUUAGAUUAUCACAAUUCUCCAUUCACUUCAAUGCUGUAGACUGGAAUGUCAAACCCAGGCCAACAACAUCUUUGCAGCCUAAUGUCUGGGGAAGACAUCAUUAGAUUUCCCUGCUCUCAGCCCUGAUGAUGAAUGACCAAAGGACCUGAUGUCAGGGAUUGGGGGUUCAGUGAGGCAGUUCGGAAAUCUAGAGAUUUAGGAUGCUGGAGGGAGUGGAAAAUUUUGAUGACCUCAUGUGAAUCACUUUGUAGUCUAUCUUGGGCUUGCCCUUUCUGAAACAGAAUAAAAUAAAUUUAUGGAAACCAUUACUCCAAAAGAUUGAUCUGGUAAGGGAAGAGAAAUGCUUUCAGUUUAUGUGAGACAGGACCGUCCUGCUGCUACAGUAAAGCCGCAUUAUUCCUCCCUUUAAGGCUGUCGUGGGACAGAGAAGUCAGACCCGAUCCUGUAUCUCCCUGGAGGCUCCUGUUGACAAACUGGGACUGUCAUUGUUGGACCUCUCUGGUGAGCUGUUGUGUUUGAGCUUUAGUGAGCUUCAGAACAUCACUUGGCAGGGGGAUAAAAUGGAUUUUGUUACCUGGAGGAAACCCAUCAUGAUCUACCCGAUCUUUUUAAAAGCAAACCAGAAGAGGGAGACCAGUAAUUCAUAAAAGGAGACAGAGAAUCCUUCCCCCCUUCAAACGUAUUUAUUGGGACAGAAUUUGAUGGAAGAAGCGACUCUCUUCCCACCCCACAACAUGCCAGAAGGGCCGGAGAAUUACCUUCAUAGAUACAAAAAUCUUUCUUAGCUUAUGUACGGGUUUGCUUAUAUACAGAGAAAUAAUCUAUUAUGCAUAAGUAAUAUUUUAUAAGAUUUCAGGGCUUAAAACAUCCUUUUCAUUUAUAAUCUUCUUAAACCCAUGGGAUGUUGCUAUGAUAAAUAGGAAAUUCUAGGUUCAGGGAAGUUAAAAGUGUUUCCUGGAGCUACACAUGUGGUAAGUUGCAGAGGUAACACUUGUACCCAGGCUUUCCGACUACAACUCCUUUUUCUACCCAUUGCACGCCUUCCCUCCCCACCCCAGACUCAACGAAGGCUGCCAUUUUCAGCCUUUCAUUGCCUCAAGACAAGUUCCAUCCAAAACCAAGCUUCUAUUUGAAAGAAUAUGAGCUCCUCUGGCUUUGGUUUAGAGUUACUCUAGAACCCAAUUUGCCUGACUUAGUGACUAUGCACUUUUUUCCUAAACAUAGCUUUCUAAGGAAAUGAAGUGUAACCAUGGGAAUGGAUUCACAAUUUCAAUGUGUAGGUAGCAUCCAGCAGUGAAAUGAGGAGGGGCUUAUAGGCAGCACUGUCCCCACCACUCAGCAGCUUGGCCCGUUUGAACAAUUUCCCCCUCCAAGCUUAUUUCUUGAUCACUAAUAUGGGAAUCCAAGCAACUUUACAAGGCUGUGGUGUGUAAUGAGGAUUACACUUGAAUACAUAUAAGGAAGCCAUACAUGUCUAGCAUAGAGUGAAUAUCCAAAGGCUACCUUCUCUUUGCUCCUUCCCCCCCACUUUAUGUUCUUAAGUUUUGGAGCUUGUGUUUCUCAGUUCCAAAUGACACACUCUACAUCACACAAGCUCAUCAAAUAAACAUAUUUGAGCAUUUCUCCGAUCUCAUGCCAAUAGGCAAAUUCCUUUUUAAUGACAACUGUAUAUUAAGCAGCAAAAUCACUGAACAGCAUUUAAAGUUGUAACUUAAGUUCUUUAUUUUAUGUUUGCUUCUUGUGUAGCCACACUGUUUCACGUAAAGUCUGUCAUUUUUAAAGGCUUAUUGCAUGAGUGUUUCAUUAUAAUUUCACAGAAAUUUACUGAAACAUACUUCUUUGUAGUUUUCAGAAUACCAUUUUCAAACUUCAUUGCAAACAUGUAGUAAGACAAGCAAAACAUGAUCCUAAAUGGAUAGGAUAUCUUUGCACACCCAUUUUCCUUCAUUUGCACCCAGGACGUCCUGGCAUGUUCUAUUCCCGCCCCCCCCCCUGCAAAAAAAUAUAAUCUAGGCAAAGUCUGCAUAGUGAUAAAGUUAGAGGAGUCAAGUCUCGGAUUAACUCCUAAAUGAAAGAAGCCUCUUUGCUUAUGGAUGUUUCUCACCCCCUCCCAUGAUCUAUCCAAUAAGUAAUUUUUCAGGUUCUACUCACUCUUUAUGCAUAAAACAAGAUUCUUUUUUUAUGAAUAAUUUAUAGAUUGAAGCUUUUUGGAUUCAAUACCUUAAAAUGUCAUCCUACAUUAAGAAUAGUGGGUGACUUGGUCUAUGAUAUUCAUCAUCAGGCUUGUCGUGUAGUUAAUAUAGUUCUAUUAUUAAUGGCAAGAGAGUCUAAUAUAAUUGCCCAUACAUUAUCCUUCAUUUAAAUAAGAAUGUAUUUUAUUGAAAAUAAUCCUAACUCUAGCUCCCUAUAAAAAUGAUAAAUAAGGACACUUCCUUGUCUUUUUUUUUUAAGAGAUAAGCUAGAUGUAAACUUUGUAUCAUGUUAAUUAUUAGUUAUCAUCAUUGUUAAGCAAACACUUGUCUUCCAUUCUUUGGCUUUCAUUUGGUGAUUUCCUUCUUACCAGACCUUGACCUUUCUCUUGAAGAUGAUUGGGGGCCUCAGGCUGGGCAAGUUUUCUAGAGCCCUUUUGGUUUCUCACAGUCAGCCUGAAGUAUACUUUCCAUCUUCUUCAGAUGAAGGGUUUUCAUCAGUAUGUCCGUUAGCAGGUGAUAAGGUAACAAAAGCAUUUCCCUUAUGUCCUAGACCCUCUCCACUAUGAAAAGGAAAGACAGAAAAUGCUGUGUGUCAGAGCCAAUUCCCAGUACCCAAUUUCCUUCCAAUUAUGAGAUGAUUCUGCUCUCCCGCAAGAAUCUCUCUGCAAAUAUCCAUCCCAGCCUUCCUUCAGAGUAACCUUAUUUUUGCAAAAUGGAGACCUCCCUUAGUAACUUCUUAGUUUAGAGCCCUUCUCGUCCCUGGGCUGAUACCUCUGAUUUCGAAAUCAUAGGACAAUAUAACUUGACAUUUGGAACAAAAAUUAGUCAGAAAUUAUGGGUUUAGGAUUUAAAGUACUUUUUAAAAACUGAGAAGUUUUUCUUGAUUUGUUGUAAGCCCUUUAGAAAAUUUUAGGGCAGAGUCGGAGAGCAUUAUAUCUUUUUCGGUAUUUGCUUGACCAAAAACUCUUUCAGAACAUGAAAAGAUGCUAAUUAUACACACAUUCUGAGUUCUGCCUGUUUGUCUGGGGAGUUAGAUCUCUAGCCAUGCGUGUGAGGAAAAGACCCUUCUUAUUAAGCUGUUGAUGCAGAGUUAAUAGGAUUUAGGUUACCACUCAGGGUCAAACUCAUACCAGUUAUCCAGCAAAAGAACUACUAAGGGAAAAUAUCCCCUCAUCUGAUUAGGAGAGCCACAUGUCACCCACUGAGCAAGCCAGAACCUGAGCAAUAUUCUAGGUUUCUUCCUCCACAUCUAACUGGUGACAAUGGUGAUCGUACCACUGACAUGUCAAGCCUCCCCUAUACACACUCUUGUACCACUGGCGCCCUCUUCCUCUCUCAGUGGGGGCCCCCUUAGCCUCCUAACUGAUCUGCUUCUUUUAGUUCCUCUGGGACAUCCUUCGCAUUUUGCUGGAAGUUUCUCUCUAACUUGCAAACCUUGUUGUGCAUCCUCCUGAUUAUAACCCUUCAAUGGCUCCUCAUGAAGCUUGACUCCUCAGCUUGACAUAGGAUGCUCUCCACAGGCUGGCUUCUGCCAAACUCUUGUAGUGCCUCCCACUUCACCCUUGACUCCAUCUUAUGAUUUUCUGUUUUCUAAGUAUUCCACACCAGUGUUUGUCAAACUCUACUCAUUGGCGUACCAACUUCAUGACUAUUACCAUA